Molecule: messenger RNA, 1839 nt
Organism: Rhizophagus irregularis DAOM 181602=DAOM 197198
Lineage: Eukaryota; Fungi; Glomeromycota; Glomeromycetes; Glomerales; Glomeraceae
Biological process (GO): protein phosphorylation
Cellular component (GO): cytoplasm
Molecular function (GO): protein serine/threonine kinase activity; ATP binding
Source: RefSeq, a predicted model, not a curated record
UAAAAAAAAAAAAAUGUCCACGUUCAAGAGAUUCUCCUCGAAAAGAAAUUCGGAAAAUGAAAGUUCUAAUACAUCAUCCACCAAUUCUGUUUCUACUUCACUUGCAUCUGAUUUAAAUAAUCUAAACCUUACUGAAGAACGUCUGAAACGUUAUGCUGAUGAGGCAAAUACCCUAUCUUCUGAUACAACAUGUAUUGAAGGUGAAACCAAAUUAAGGGCCAGGGCUAUAUUUUUACGAGAAAAGGCUGUAUCUAAAACUCUUAAUAACAUCAAACUUUCAAUGAAAGUUGAUCUUUGCUUUGUUUUAGACUGUUCUGGAUCUAUGGCACCUUUUAUUGAUGCUGCUAAAGAUUGUAUUUUACAAGUUUCAAAUUAUGUUAAAAAUACAAAUCCAAAUAUUAAACUUCGAGUUGGAUUUUGUGGAUAUCGUGAUUAUUAUAAUAAAGAUAAACACCUACAAGUUUUUGAUUUUACCGACAAUUAUGAAAAUUUUACAAAAUAUCUACAUAAUCAUGUGUUGGCCAUUUCUAAUGAUGAUGAUCCAGAGGAUGUUCUUGGAGGUCUUAAUGCAGCAGUAAAUCUAUUGAAUUGGAUUAGUACCACUCGAGUUCUUCUUCAUAUUGGUGAUUUUCCACCACAUGGUCGUCGUUUCACAAAUUUAAGAGAUAAAUAUCCAGAUGGUGAUCCAAGUGGUCUAACUCCAGAAACUAUAUUAAAAGAAAUGCAAUCAAAAAAUAUUCUUUACUUCUUUGGAAAAGUUACGGAUCAUACAGAAAAAAUGCUUCAAGUAUUUCGUGGUAUAAUCGGUGAAUUUCCAGUGUUUGAUAUUGUGGGAGGUGAUCCAAUUGAAUUAAUUGAAAAACUUGUUAAGGCUACAUCAUCAUCUAUUACUCUUGCUGUUUCUUUAACUAGUACAGUUGGAAAUGGUUCCAAAGAUAUAUAUUCUUUACAACAAAAAAAACUUGACAUGAAUCCAAAUGAACCAGAUUGGAAAAUUCUUUCAUUACAAAAAGGAGUUGUAAUGUGGUAUCAAAUUCCUAAAUAUUUGAAUGAAAUUAAAGAUCAAAAAUAUUUUAAUAAAUCGGAAUUAUUUUCUAAAAGUUUCUCAUUCAAGAUUGCCUCUCAACCAUUUUCUGCAGGUAUUGAAAAGUGUGCAUAUUAUGCUCUUGAUGAUCAAAAUAAUCCAUUGGUUAUAAAGGAAUAUCAUUGCGUUGGAAGAACGAAUCCUUUUGAAAAAUAUCUCGAAGCGAUAGAAAUAUCUACUGUAGCAUCUUUUCUUUCUAGAGAAUUUAAUUUAAUUACAAAAGGAAAAGAGAUUCAUAAAGUAAACUAUCUUGAUGUGAGUCUUUUACGUACCGGUACCGUUGAUCUUCAUACUCGAUAUUAUACUAUAGAACCAAGACUUCAAAAUUCUGGGUAUAAAAGAUUUAAUGCAAAUACUGGUAUUAUUACAGAACUUCAUCAUACACUUGAGGCAUUUGCUCAUUUUACAUAUAAGUAUACCAAUGGUUAUUUAGUUGUUUGUGAUCUUCAAGGAAUUGAACUUGAUGGUGAAUUCUUGUUAACAGAUCCUGCGAUACAUUGUGUUGAUACCUUAAGAUUUGGAAGAACAAAUUUUGGUAAAGAAGGAAUUAAACAAUGUUUCUUAGCAAAUCAUAAAUGUAAUGAAAUUUGUGAAAAAUUGAGAUUAAGUUCCAAUUCUAAAUUUAGAUUAAACCUUGAAAAGUUAAACCUUUUUAAGGGAUGUUUUUAGUUUUGUAUAUAUAAAAGUUAUAUGUAGUAAAUAUUUGAUAUUUCAGAAAUGUAUAUUCGAUAAUUCUUGUAUAAAUUAUUUCCCAA